CGACAGAUAUUUCCAAAAUGGCUUCACGAUAAGAUGGAUAACGACGCCGAAAAUGUGGAGGAAAAUGAAAAAUAUUCAUUUCUACUGGCUUCGGCAAUAAGAAACGAAGACCCUGAACAAUUUUUCAGCAUUUACGAUUCGAUACUGCCAAAAAAUCUCCCUGACAUUCAGGUAGAGUUGAUAAAAAGUAGGGCCCGUGAAAUUGCUGAUUUGCCAGAAGACGAAUUCAGUGCUUUGGUGUUGAAAGCCCGCACCUUUAGUCUGGCAAAAAGCAGGGACAAGAUGUCCUAUGAUGUAACUGCUACAGGAAUGUAUAAAACAGAGGACAAACCUUCGAGUGAAGACAAUGAUGACGAUUUAGAUAGGGUACAGCUCCGUCCCUUUGGUGGAUGUCCAAUGACAUAUCAGUCCUCGCCUUACAACAGGCGCCAAGAAUCAUGUGUCAUAGACAUGGAACAUGUAGAGAAACGCACUGACAAUGAUUCUGGUAUUUGUAAUUCUAGUAAGGCGACCACCAGUGUUGGCAGUUACUCGGAUCAGGAAGACAGUGAUGGAGAUGACCGAGGGUGUUUUGAUUAUUACCCCACAAACAUGACAAAUGUCAAAGUCACACCUACUACAACAUAUCACUUAGACUACGAUGAAGCACAUGAGGUGGACUCAGACAAAAACGACAUUGAAUCGCCCCGAAGUGGUAAGGGCAGUGAUAGUGAACCAACAUUUCAGGGAGUUAAGAUGAGGACUUAUUCUCGUAGAGCAACUCCCAAUGAUGACGCUGACUUUGAAACCGAUGAUGACAGUGAUACUGAUACCAGACAGCCACACCAGAGACUAUACAGGGGUAACAUUAGGAGAAAUACUAACUACUACACACCAAUGACCCGUGAAAGUUAUGAGGACUAUGAAAAUACCAGUACUUCCACUUUUUCAUUUGAAAACAGUCAAAGGGCACUCAAAGACAAAUCAGGAUCUUCCUUGCGUGAUGUUGAUGUUGAUGAUCAGAUUAAGUUUCCUAUUUAUAGUAGACACUCACAUUCCCCAUGCUAUGGCAGCACUAGUAGUGAUCGUGUUCGUAUUGAGAAAAACAGUUACCAGCGAGGGGGAUAUGGAAGUGAUCCCCCAUUUGGUCAGGGAAUGGACCAGCUCAAUAAGGUUGGAAGUUCAAUUGAAGAACUGAUUUCCAGCACCAAACACACGGUCGAUGGGAUGCCAGAAGGGAGGCCCAUUUCACAAAGUCUAGAUCUUGCUGCUGAAGAUGGAAAGAAAAAGAAGAAAAAGAAACGAGGCUCCAAAGAUGAUUUAGAUGAUAAAAGCAAGAGAAGGACUGAUUAUAGUGACACAGACGAAAAUGGAAAUCCGCGGAUAGAGUCUACACCACACCUAACGAGCCGUUACAGGCAAAUGAGAGAAAAUCCUAGGUCUCCUGGUUCUUUGGCACACCAGAAGCCCACAAACUAUGAUUCAAUCCGCCAGUUUGGUUCGUAUCAUUCUCUUGGAAAUAACGUGAGAGAAUUCGAAGACUCUUCAAGCACAUCUAACCAGGAGGCAACAAAAAAGUCCCGCAAAAAGAAAAAAGACAAAACCGUAGAGACUGUCCGAAAAUCAGAAGAAAUUGAAAACUAUCAAGGAGGCAAAGAAAUUGAUGAAAUUUUGUCAUUUAUUGAGAACGAUGGCACCGGGCGAAAGCCUAAAAAACUUCCCAAUAAUAACACAGUGGAUAUUAACUCUGCAAAGUCAACAGACAAAAACAAUAAAAGAAAUAAGGAGAGAAAGCCAAAGGUAACACAGGGAGACGUCAGGUCUGCCGAAAAGAAAGAAAAUAGCUCCGAAAAUAGUGACAAUUUGGAGGAGAAUCGUGAGAAUUCUGAGACAGGUAAAACUGAAAUGGGAAAUUCUAAUGAGAAGAUCAGUGCACCGGAAAUAGUGACUGACGACUGCCAUAAGGACAUUAAGGAACGGAAUCACAUUAUUCACAUUAUUCGUGAUAAGUGUGUGGAGAAAGACAUUAAAUUGGAGGGUGAGAUGAUGAAUGGGGAUGUAACCUCCCCUGAGGAGGAGGCUGUUGGGGGUUUCACCAAGAAAUCCCAAAUAUCGGAGCCAAAGGCAGCAAAAGAAUUAAUCAAUCACAAAGUGGAAAAUGAAAACCCUGAAAUUAUUGACACAUGUAAUAAAGUUACAAAGGACAUGAGAAAUGAUACAAACUUAAACAAUGUGAAACAAAAUAAUAUGAAAAAUCCAAAAAAGAAACCUAGUAACACAGUGCCUGACAGUGGUAAAAAAGACCCUGGUAAGACUGUUGUUGUGAGAGAGCCAGAACUGAAGACUGUUGAACCGAAAAGUGACACCAAGAACAGUAUAGUGGUGGACACUGAUGAAGUGGAAAAGGAAAGUGACUAUUACAUUUUUACAGACCUUGACUUUCCAAAACAAGUGGAAGAGGAAUUCAAGGUAGUUGGAAAAAAGAAGAAAAAGGGUGCUCCCAUUUCUGCCAAAGAAAUAAUGAGCAAGGAUAUUAGUGCUGCCCCGCGUGUUCCCUUAAAGGAGGAGAGGCGUCGACCUCAGAGGUCCAUCACUCCUCCACCCACCUCGCUUGUCACCUCCCUGGCCAUAGAGGCUGAGAGGAACAGGGUGAGGGACCUGAGCCCAUCAUCAUUUCCUGCUCUGGGUGCUGGCAGACAGGGAAGACAGUCUUUCAGAGAUGGACGUCGCAGUUCAACUGGAGAUGUACCAAAGGAAAUUCUUAUCAAACCUCAAGAUGACAGUGAUUUGGAAUCUGUUAAAUCACUACCUGCAUCAGCACAGGCUGUGUCUCCAAGACUCCAGAUUUCAUAUGCAAAGAUGGCUGCCUCUCCUAAGCCAAACAAUUCUGUCUCUGCAUGUUUUGAUGAGGAUCAAACUAAUGUGUCUGAUUUAAAAUCGGCGAUAUGGAAAGGAAGUCUUACAGAGCGAAGACACUCGAUAGGUUCUAGUCCAGACGGAAAAGACAAUGAAUCUUCUUCCAUUCGUCAAAAAUUCGGAAGUCAGGAAUUGGUUAAACCAGAGAAGGAGGAAGGUCUGUUCAAUUCCACACAGUUAUCUGGUUCACUUGAGAAACCAGGUGUGGAGACCAGCAACCAGAACUGUUCCCAGAAUUCAUCUGUGGAUAGUAGUGCUGCAAUUGACAGCAUGUCCAUCACUGAAACUGUGUCAAACAUUAGUGUAAAUAAAGCUGGUAAUAGUGAAUUCAAUGAACCUCUAGAAAGUUACUCUAUAAAUGUCACUGCCCAAGUGACAACAAAGAAUUAUGGUGCAAACAAUCAGAUGUCCUCUAAAAUGAAAGUGACAAAAUCACCUUGUUGUGAACCUCCUAAAACAAACAAAUCAGUGGCUUCUUCUAAACAAAAGGUUAGUACCAGAAGGCCAGCAAAAUCUGUCAUUUUUUUGGACAAGGGUGAGAAAGACCACAAAGACUUUGACAUUGUGUUUGGAUUUGAUCCUCAUCUGGAUAUGGAAGAACCAAAGGUGUCUGUUUCAAAUUCUGUUCCAAGCAGUAGUUUACAGUCCAGUAUGGUGUUAGCCCAAACAAAGUCUAGUGAAAGUGUUGCCAUAAACAUUUCUAAAGAAUUGCCCCAGGCUCCUGUGAUACACUCCAGAAGUGUUUCAAACAAUUCUAGUAAUAUCAUUUCUAAGGAUUACAAACAAUCAUUGAGAAAUUCCAAAUCAGCAAGUUUUCCAUUAGAGGGAAAGAAUGGAGUAAAAUCAUAUAGUACUCUGAUUUUGUCCCCAGACUCCAAGAACUCCGCCGCUCAGCUGUUCUCAUUCAUCAGUGAGGACACAUGUUCCACGGUGAAUGAACCAUCUGUGAUCUCUAUUGAAGCGCCACCUAGUGAGGAUGAUGGCUGUGUGGUGGUUGUAUAUGGGGAGGAGUGUGGUGCCGUGUUGGGGGCGGAGUCCAGGCGACCCUCAGGACGUCUCCGAUACAGGAAGGAGAACGGGGAUAUUUUUGGGUGCUUUAAUAGAGUUGAUGUAGCCAACUAUUUAACCAGAGAAUGGGAGAAUGUUUUGAAUAUGAAAGAUAAAAAUCCAGGAAGCGUUGUGGUCUACAAGCAGUGGUAGACUUGCUGUUCUUCAAGCUUCAUAUUGCCUUACCUAGCCACUUUGUGUUGCUUGUUUUUUUUUUGUUUUUUUUUUCCUCCUUAGUUUUAACCAUUGUUAAUAGAAAAAUCAAACAUGUUAUCUCUCAAUGUUUGUGGAUAGACAGUAUUUUUAUAUUCAAAUGUCUUGUGAAAAAAAAAUGAAAGCAUUGGUGAAAAUGAUAAUUUUUCUUUUACUGCAUUGUGUAUUAUCUGAGUGUACCACCACAGACGAAGCAGACAAACUUUGAAUUGUGUGCAGUUUGUAUGAUGUAACUCUUUCAUUUAUAUUUGCAUACAUUCCAGUAGUUAUGUUUGGAAUCUGCUGGGUAAAUAUUAUGAUAGUUAAUACAAAACCUGUUCAAUAUAAUAUUUUCAGAAGACUUUGGGGAAAAUAAAAUUUUCAUGUUAAUUGUUUCCCCAGUUUUUCUGUAGUAGAGCUAGAUUGGUAAUUCUUUCAUGAGAUGUGGGCAGUGGCCCACAAGCAUUAACCCAAAAAGAUAUUAUAUUCCAGCCAAGCAAUGUUUGAAAAAGGAACACAAUUUUUUUGUUGAUUGAAAUGUUUGUUCCAUAUCAAUAGUAAUUUCUGAUGUAGAAUUCUUUUGGGGGAAUAAUACAGAAAGUGGAUGUUUAAGUAGGAAGUUGUUGUUUUUAGGCAGAAAAUUUGCAAAACAUUCCUAAAGAACUUGAAAUAAAUUGCAAUAUCUGGGAAAUGUGUGAUUGUAAUGUUAAGUCACUAAAUAUUGUGUUCAUAGAGCAAGUCAUCUUUUCAUGUGAAGUUUGCACAUUUUCUUCAACUUGAUUGCAAACUGUAAACAUCUCUUCUGGUACAGCACUAAUUACUGGAAAAGUUUAUCAGACAAGAGGGGGGAUGAAUGCUUCGUAAUAUUUACUUUGUAAAUGUAGGACUGGGUAAUGAGGCCUAGUGAUUCUAUUUUGACGUUGAUUUGUGAAUGUGAAAUCAUUUUGACCACCUUGUGUAGUCAGUCAACAUUCAAUAGUAACCACCCAAUAGGAAGGGAGCCGAGAGGACACUGAUGGACAAAACUCAAUCAUCUACUGUAGAACAGUACAGAGGGGAAUUCAAAAUGGGAAUUAUUCUACGGAGAUGCAGUGAACUAGUAAAAUUAUAGGAGACCAGACGUGUGUGUGGACUGGACUCGGGGGGGAGGAAAUGUUGUGACUCUCACAAUUAUGAUGGAGUAAAUGAGAAACAACAAUUAUGUCGGGAGUAAUCCGGGUAGCAGGCAGUAGACCCCAACAUAGGUAAGUGAGAUUGUAUUUAUUGAUUCCAAACAUGAUAUCUAAAUGCCAUGUUAAAUUACAGAUAUUGUCGGGCCUGUUCUGGUCUAUGAUAUUGCUAUGCUUGGUGUAUUCAUUUUCUAUAGGGUUUGUGACCCCCCCCCCCCCCCCCCCCCCCCCCACACACACACACACUUCUAACAAAACUGUAACAGAUUAUAUUGAACUUUUGGAUAUAUAUACUCUGAAUGGCUUCAUGAGUGAUUGCAUAAGCCAAUGGAUUUAUCGUCAUUCACAUGUAAACAAAUGAUGGCAAAACACGUUUUCGGGUUAACACACAGUAGUAUAAGCUUAUUAUGGACAACAUUGAAGAUGAUAUCUGUAGGGUGUGUCAAAGAGGCAGAGGCGGAUUUUUUUUCCAGAGUCUUUCCUAAUUUUCAGUCACUUGUUUAUGUGCCUAAAAAUUCUGAGGGUAUUUCUUGGUACAUGUGUUUCAUCAAAAUUAAUUGAAAUGUUAGAUCUACUUGCAUACAUACUAGCUCUACACAAUCAUGAACUCUUGAUUGGCUAAAAGUCGACAUUCAGCUGAGGUCAAAAUUAUGUUUUAUGCUGGAUGGUGACUAUUGACUACCUUUUAUGACAUGUAAUCUGUUAAGAGAAAUGUGCUGGGUCACAAAACAUUUACUUAAUGAGAUGGGUUGCAUUUGAGUUGUGAUAUGACCUGCAACCUUGCACACUUCUAUCGUUAAAAUUAAAAAUUUCUGUUGGUUCUAUUUUCAGGUAUGGAGGAUGUCAUUAAUAGAGAAGACAGGAGAUUGCAGGGAUGAUAUUGAUGCCAGCCUUAUAAAUGUCAAAUUACAGACUCAAUUUCUUUAUUUGUUGCUUUUAUUUUAUUCAAAGAAAUAGAUUAAUCAAAAGGAUUUACGCCUGUUGAUCUUCCUGAAUUUUUGCUUUCUUUAUCAUAAAGUUUGUGUACAAGGAAUCAUGGCCAUUUGGUGGGAUCUAGUCGUUAGUGAUACAUCAGGACUAAUAGGGUUGGGUAUCAGAAAUUUGAUAUUCAGGUUUAUGUGAAUGAUCACUAACUGCUAUUUGUUGCAUUGAAUUAUAUUUAUUUUAAAUUUGCCUGUUUUGAGUAUGUUCAUGUUGCGCCAAUGGUGUGAAAUUCUUCAUACAAGGUGUUGACAGAUUCUUUUCUAUUACGGUAUGUUGUUUUUAAAUUCAGUAAAUUGAAAUAAUUUAUCAUGUACUGAUAUUUUUUCUCAUAUAAUUGCCCACCCCACUCCACCCUCAUUUAAAAAAAAAAAGUUCUAUCUUGUCAAACUUAUAAAGAGUCUGCAAUAUUUAUGUGAUCCAUACAUUGUUUCUUUAAAAAAAAACCUAACUAAUAUUCAAUUUUGUGGCUUGUUUGAAUCUACAUUUCGUAGCUGUUGAGUGGUUUUUUUUCUGUCAACACCUUUGUGAAGUGAUUUGAUUUGUAAAUGCAAAGCCAUAAUGACUAUCAUUUUCACUGUGGCAUUGUUACUAUAUUUGUAGCUAUUAGGUUUGAAACAAAAGACUUUUCCUUUUGCUUUAUUGAUACGUUUCUGUUUUGUAAGUUUUUCCACAUAUUGUAUUUCAUGUUUAUUAAGAUUGUUAAAUGUCGAAUGAUGGUAUAUGUGGUACAUGAUCUUUUUGUGUUUAAAAAAAUAUAGUCAUAUGCUUUGUUAAAAGUGUUGAAAUUUUCUAAGUGAUGUUUAAAAAAUUUUGUAUAUUGAUAGAUGUAAAAACAAUGGGAGAUAUUUUGAAGUUCCCUGUUUUCUGUGUUUUGUAUGGGGAGGUACUUAAAAUUCAUUACGGUUGGGAGAUUAAAGAGAAAAUUAAAUAAAAAGAAAAAAAAGUUUAAUACAAUGCACAAAAAAUUAACAUUCAGGAUGCACAAGAAACAAUGCAAGUGAAAAUAUCUGUCAGUGUUGUUGCUUGUUUAAAAAAAAAUCAAGUGCAUUGUAAAAUAUUUAGAUAUGACUAAUGGGGAGGUUAAUAUUGCUAGAGGUUGCCAUUGAUAAAGAGGUGAAGAAAUGUUUACUGUUUUCCAGGGAAUUUUUAAAAUGUAAUAUGUUGGUUUUAUUUUGUUAGAAACAGUUAAUACUGAAUUUUUUUGGGUUUUACAUGUAUUAGAACCUACGAAAGACAAGGAAAUCAUUUUAAAAAAUGUUAACAUGUUUGAUAAAGAACAAACUAAUUUGUACCUUUUUUUAAAAAGAUGAUUAAAUUUUGAAGUGAUUUAACCAGUAUGACUGGGUGAAAAAGUUCCGAUUUAUACCAGUUCUCAAGCGUCUGUUGCAGACAUCACUGCCAGUAGGUCUAACGGAAACAGUUCAAGCGAUCAAUGGAACAAUGUGAAACUUGAGAAGCUCAAUAUGCAUUGACACAGGACACUAUGUGUCGGGUUAUUAACAAUAAAUAAUACCUAUAUCA
Ostrea edulis (European flat oyster) is the source of this 7808-nucleotide messenger RNA. RefSeq lists its product as uncharacterized. The record is from RefSeq and is a predicted model, not a curated record. Lineage: Eukaryota; Metazoa; Mollusca; Bivalvia; Ostreida; Ostreidae. The transcript is spliced from 5 exons. The coding region runs from base 34 to 4095 and encodes 1353 amino acids.